GAAACCACUUCUUGUAACCAUUUAGAAGUUGAAGAUGAGGAUGAGGCAUCACUCUUUUAUACAAAUUCUACAUGCCUAGCAGUUCAGGUUCUCCAGGUCUAUGACAAGAAAACUGUUGGACUACAAGCCUUUGCACGAAUAGCUCCUGCUUGUCCUGCAAUAGCUGAUUUGAUCACUGUUCACAACCUCUGUGAUGCACUUACAAUCUCAUCAAGUGGCCAGCUCCAUUUUCUCAUCUAUGACAAGUACCUCAAAAGCCUAGACAAGAGUUGAGCAUGGCUGUAUGUGGUUUUGGGAAAUCUAAAAGCCUUUUGACCACGAGAGUCUGGAAUAGUUGAUAUCAAGAUCUUGGCCAAGGUCCUGUUGCAGAAGUAAAUUUUGCCCAUGAACGCAAUCAUGUCUUGAGUCACUCUUGACAUCUUUUGUAUAUGGCAACUGGCAAGUGUUUUGGAUAUCCUUCACUUUUCUUUUUCUUUUUCUAUAUCUUCCUGGAUAUUCUGUUUAGAAAUCUUUGCACACAUGAUGUCUCGACACCAGAUGUGUCUGAUAUCUCCACAUGGGGCAGGAAGGGCUGAAGAAGAGAGGUGGUUGAUGGAUGAAAAAGUUGGAGGGACUAAGAGGUUGUGAUCCCUCAAUAUUGAGAAUUUUGGAAUAGUGGAAAUGAACUCUCUAGAGGGAUUCUGGUAUCUAGGAUCUUGGAAAAAUAUAGUGCUUGGAGUAUCAAUGGCCUCCUAGAUCCCUUCGACCUCUCUCAUUCUUAGCCUUAUCCAACUCUGCAACUUGCAGUAGUCCAGCAUACAUCAUGGGGAGCUGGUGCCUCAUGGGUUUCUAAUGAUUACUUUAAGAAAAAAGAAAUCACAAGAACUGAUGCCAUAAAAGUUACUACUUUAUGAAGAUUCAUUCAGUUAUUGUGCGCAUUACCAUUCUUAUCCAAUAUUCGAGAUUUUGUUUUUAUAAGUAAGUGUGCACAUACCAGUUAUAAGGAGCAUAAUUUGGCUUGUGAUUGGUCCUUUCAGCACCUUUUUUCCCUGAACUUCUGGCAAAGGCAUGGGAACAC
Messenger RNA from Elaeis guineensis (African oil palm), 1057 nucleotides. Lineage: Eukaryota; Viridiplantae; Streptophyta; Magnoliopsida; Arecales; Arecaceae. The record is from RefSeq and is a predicted model, not a curated record.